GCCCUUGCAAGAAAACAUCAUCAGCAGCUCUCUGAAGCAAGAGGUGGCUGCGGAGAAUGAAGUCUCUGGCCAGAAGCCAGAAGAGAAGCCAAAGGAUCCAGAGGUGGAGAAAGUCAAGCAUAGACAGGUGGAGAUGGACUCUGUCAUGGCCCAGAAUCCGUUCUCAGGACUGGAGAGUGCCUUGAAAGCCCUCCAGAGCGCUGAGGACGUCCCAGAUUGCAAUGGCCAUGACGUGCCCCCACCGAGGGUGGAGGAUGGCGGGGAGAGCACUGAAAGGUUGGAGCAUGCACCGGAGACGACGAGAACGGAAACGGAGGGGAAGCUCCCAGGAGCCGAGGCUCCAAGGCAAGAGGAAAUAGAGGCCAGUGGGGUCUCUCGGGAGAACGAAGACUUCUUUGCAAAUCAUGGAGGUUUGUCCACAGACACGGGUGCUAAAGCUGAAAUCGGUGAUAUCCCGGAAGAAGGCAAGGACAAGGAGGGGAAAGCUGGUUUGCUUGUGCUGGAGCAGAUGGGAGAUAUACAUGUCCAAGGCCUGAAAAGGAGAAGGGAGGAGGAUGGAGGAAAGAAGAGAGAAAAAAAGAAAGGGAAAAGGGACCUGAAGGAUGGCAGAGAGGAGCUGGGGCAGAAAGAGAAGCCGAAGAAGGAGGGUGCUCCCGGGAAGGGAAGGAGCCAUGGGAAGAGCGAUGCCCCGAAGGAAAGCAAAGCCAAGAGAGCGAGAGUGGGUGCCAAAGCGGUGUUGGCAGAGGACGGCAAGGUGGAAAAGGACAGGAAAGGGGGAUGUGACCAUGAUAGGGAAGAGGAAAAAGGAGGGAGUGUGGAAGAGGAGGACCACGCACAGAAAGGCGAGGAUGAACUGCAGCCAGGGCAAGCAGAGGACGGGGUCGGGUGGGCAGAGGGAGCAACACCGGAGGAGCCCCGGGCAAGCCCGGGAGGGGGAGGGGAAGAGACCGGGGGGGGGGAAAAAGGGAAAGAGACAGAGGGAGGGAAAAAGCAUGUCCGGGCGGAGAAGGCAGCAAAGAGCCAGAAGGAGAAAGGCCUGAAGGAAGAGCCAGAAGUGGAGAAGACGGAGGAAGGGGAACGGAGGGGAGGUGUGAAGGGAGUGAAGGAAGAAGAGGAAAGUGAGCCGGAGAGAGGGGGAGACGGAGGAAUAAAGGAGGAGUGCGAGGGCAACGGGCUGGGGAAAAGUGAGAGCGUCGAGUCCGAUGAGAAAGUGAAGGUGGAAAAUGGCCUGGAGGACGAGAAAGAUGCAAAGACUAAAGCCAAGGGGGAAAAACCAGCCAAGCGGAGGAAAGCCAAGGAAGAAAACGCACCCAAAGAGAAGGGCAAGAAGGCGUCGGAGAAGCCGGAGAAGGAGGGUCCGGCUCAGAAAAGGAAAACCGCAGAAGAGGGAGACAAGAAGAAAAGCAAGAAGGCGAAGACGGAGGAAAAUGAGAAGGAGAAAAAGAAAAAGGAAGAAGAGAGUAAAUGGAAGUGGUGA
This is a messenger RNA of Alligator sinensis (Chinese alligator), 1477 nucleotides long. Its product is annotated as spore wall protein 2-like. The coding region runs from base 134 to 1477 and encodes 447 amino acids. NCBI's taxonomy places the organism in Eukaryota, Metazoa, Chordata, Crocodylia, Alligatoridae. The record is from RefSeq and is a predicted model, not a curated record. The transcript has 7 exons.